GAAUCUGUAAUGGUGGCCAUGACAGCACAAGACUCUGGAACUGUGGCCAUGAUGGGAUGAUACUCUGAGAUAGCAGCCAUCUUAGGAAGAGACUCUGAGCUGGUGGCCAUCUUGGGAAAAAAACUCUAUGAUAGAAGCCAUCUUGUAAAAAGUUUCUGGGUUGGUAGUCAUUUGGGAAGGGAUCCUACUCCUCCCACAGUGAAGGGAGAACCACGUAACAAAAGAGCAUAGUCCUUAAAGUCUCUCAAAGAACAUUUUGAACUCCCCUCCAGGAAACCAUGACUUCACAGACUCGACGAGUACAAAACUAAAAGUGUUUCAUCAAGUAGCACUUGGUAAGACAACUCACAGAACUGGUGCAUACACUCCUCAAUAGAUAAGACUCCUUGCUGAAAAGAUGUAGUGGCUGGUCAACGUGGUUGGCCUGGAUAGCUCAAAAAGCUGCUGGAUCCAGGUAUGCCAGGUGAUUUUGUAAUGAAGGGAGCAAGACAACAAAGUGAGGAGCCAAAAGCAAGGCUGUUUGUGUGUGUGUGUGUGUGUGUGUGUGUGUGUGGGUGGGUGUAAAAGGCUGGAGUCUCAUAACAAGUUCCUAGGCAGAGGGUUAUGGGAAAAGGAGUCUGGGACAAGUGGCGAAGGUAUAGGCAUUCCAGCUAGAGAUAGUGACAGCUGGACUAAAACUCAGUUAAUUUCUAAUCUAAAAUGAUUUUGACUAAAUAUCGAUGGGAUUUUUAAACAGGCUUAACAAAAAAAAGACUACAGUCCAUUCAGAUGCACUUCUGUCCACAACGGAGGGUACACCCAUUCGUUUAAAUCUACACUGUGUGUGCCUUCAAACCCAUUCAGAGCCACCGAUUCCUGCUGAAAAAAUACUCUCAUUGAGCUUGAUUCCUGCGGGACCACACUGCAAAAAUGAGCAGAUUAUUGCUACAAUGAAGGAAGGAUGGCUGUGUCUCGAUCCAUCAGACGACUGGGUGAUUUCUCUCGAGAAAGAGGUUUACAAACGAAAGACUACAGUCCUUCCAGAAGCACUUUUGUACACAACAGAGGGUACACCCAUUUUUUUAAAUCUACUCUGUGAGUGCUCUCAAACCUAUUCAGAGCCACCCAUUCCUGUUGAAAAAAUACUCUCACUGAGGGUGAUACCUGCUGGACCACAGUGCAAAAAUGAGCAGAUCAUUGCUACAAUGGAGGAAGAACAGAUGUGUCUCGAUCCUACUAAAGACUGGGUGAUUUCUCUCAUAACAGAGUUAAUUAAUGAAUCCACAAAUGUCCAGCCUGUUACCUCUAAUUGGAUUCAGAAAGAAGUGGUUCAUUCAACAGCUUCCUUCACUAGAGAAACCGGAGAGACAUUCUGUGUUAUGUAAAACACCACUGUGGAGAAAAUUACUUUGAUGAAGUUUGUUAAAAGUCAAUUGUUAAAAUAUUUGCUGUAGGGAGGUGGAUGUCAGUUUAUUGUGUGUACCCCUCUUUUCCCUUUUUUCCCCCUCAGGGAGAAGUUGUAGUUUACUAUUGUUAAUUUAUUUUUCUAAUAAAAGUUAUUUUUCUUAGUCUCUACUUGGGAGUCAACAUUCACUUAUUAUAUUUACAGGCACCAUUGAAAAUGUAAAAGAUGGCUCUCUUUAAAAAGAUGAAAAGAUUUUUAGUUCGUAAACAAACAAUAAUAAUAAUACUUAAUCGUCUUCUCCGGGUCAGUUUGACCCAGCAUAGGAAAUUACAAACCGAUUCCAAAAGAGUUGGGACACUGUGCAAAUUGUGAAUAAAAACAGAAUGCAAUGACAUGGAAGUUUCAAAUUUCAAUAUUUUAUUCAGCAUACAACAUAGAUGACAUAUCAAAUGUUUAAACUGAGAAAAUGUAUCAUUUUAAGGGAAAAAUAAGAUGAUUUUAAAUUUUAUGGCAUCAACACAUCUCAAGAAAGUUGGGACAAGGCCAUGUUUACCACUGUGUGACAUCCCCUCUUCUUUUUAUAACAGUCUGCAAACGUCUGGGGACUGAGGAGACAAGUUGCUCAAGUUUAGGAAUAGGAAUGUUGUCCCAUUCUUGUCUAAUACAGGCUUCUAGUUGCUCAACUGUCUUAGGUCUUCUUUGUCACAUCUUCCUCUUUAUGAUGCAUCAAAUGUUUUCUAUGGGUGUAAGAUCUGGACUGCAGUCUGGCCAUUUCAGUACCCGGAUCCUUCUUCUACGCAGCCGUGAUGUAGUAAUUGAUGCAGUAUGUGGUCUGGGAUUGUCAUGUUGAAAAAUGCAAGGCCUUCCCUGAAAGAGAUGAACAGUUUUCCACUUUGUCACAGUCCAUUUUAAAUGAGCCUUGGU
Messenger RNA from Carassius gibelio (silver crucian carp), 2308 nucleotides. RefSeq lists its product as uncharacterized. Gene Ontology annotation, molecular function: chemokine activity; CXCR chemokine receptor binding. NCBI's taxonomy places the organism in Eukaryota, Metazoa, Chordata, Actinopteri, Cypriniformes, Cyprinidae. Gene Ontology annotation, biological process: neutrophil chemotaxis; cellular response to lipopolysaccharide; chemokine-mediated signaling pathway. The record is from RefSeq and is a predicted model, not a curated record. Gene Ontology annotation, cellular component: extracellular region. The transcript is spliced from 7 exons. Bases 720 to 1364 code for a protein of 214 amino acids.